This is a messenger RNA of Knipowitschia caucasica, 1635 nucleotides long. The record is from the annotation of a GenBank genome assembly. NCBI's taxonomy places the organism in Eukaryota, Metazoa, Chordata, Actinopteri, Gobiiformes, Gobiidae.
AUGCCAGAGAACAGGGAAAACGAGCCCUCGCCGUCAAAACAGAGCACUUUUCAUGUGAAUUCGAACGGGAAGCGAGGAGAAACCAGUCUAUCCUUGGACCGAGAGGCUGCGAGAGCGAGAGGAGGACGCCGCUGCACCGCUAGACAUAAAAUGGAAAGCCAGGACAGAGACUCGGGGGACAUCAUUCCUGUGGUGAUUAUCGGUAACGGCCCGUCGGGGAUCUGCCUGUCGUACCUUCUGUCGGGUCACACUCCGUACGUGCCCCAGGAUGCAGCUCACCCAAACCCUCUGCUGCAGCACAAACUGAGGGAGCAGCCGCACCUGUCUCUGCUGCAACAGGACCUGGAGUACCUGUGCGAGGGGCUGGAGGGGCGCUCCUCGAACCCUGUGGCGGUCCUCUUCGACUCACUGCUGCUGCCGGACAGCGACUUUGGUCUGGACCACUCGUCCCCUCUGAGCUGGCAGUACGAGUCUGAGAGAGCCAUCCCCCACCUGGUGCUGGGGAGGGGGCCGCCUGGGGGAGCCUGGCAUGCGAUGGAAGGCUCCAUGUUGACUCUGAGUCUGGCCAACUGGAUGGAGCUGCCGGGACUUAAGCUCAAAGACUGGCUCAGAGAAAAACGCAGAAAUGUGCGUAACGACCGAGCCACGCCGGCCGAGAUAGCUUUGUACUACCAGCACUACGUUUCCCAGAAGUCCCUGGAGCAGAACUUUGCCUGCGGGACGACGGUUACCACGGUGACCAGAGUGCACGCCGACGGAGAGGAGCCAUGUUGGAGGCUGACCGGAGUCCAGCGCCCUGAGGGGGAGGAGCUUGGAGACGGCUCGGCGGUCUCGGAGGAGGUGCCCUUCUCGUUGUUGGCUCGUAACGUUGUCCUGGCAACGGGGACGCACGACAUUCCUGCUCGGCUCGGCGUGGACGGCGAGUCGCUGCCCUUCGUCUGCCACUCGUUCUGGGAGCUGGAGGCCGCCAUUUCCCGCGGGGAGUUGGACCAAUCGUCCGAGCCCGUGCUGGUGGUGGGGGCGGGUCUUACGGCCGCAGACGCAGUACUGGCCACUCGCCACCUGAGCGCGCCAGUGUACCACGCCUUCAGACGCUCAGUCACCGACCCGGCGCUGGUCUUCAACCAGCUGCCGAAACUGCUCUACCCAGAGUACCACAAGGUCCACCAGAUGAUGACCCAGCAGCAGCACGGCUCAUCUUCCUCCUCCUCGUCUUCCUCCUCGUACCCAAACUACCUGAGCUUCCCCAAACACCGCGUGGUCAAGUUCCUCCCCAACAAGAAAUGCGUCCUGGAGUCUGACUCGGGCCAGCAGACUGUCAUCCAGGUCUCCAAGGCCCUGGUCCUCAUCGGCUCCCACCCCAACCUCUCCUUCCUCCCAGACCACGGCCGCUCGCUCGGGGUCUACCCAAGCGAGCCGGUCUCCUGCCGCCGGAACCCCAUCGACGUGGACCCGUUCACCAACCGGGUCACGGAGGCGCCCGGGAUGUACGCCAUGGGCCCGCUGGUGGGGGAGAACUUUGUGAGGUUUCUGAAAGGCGGAGCUCUGGCGAUAGCUAGCGAUCUGCUCCGAAGGGAACGGAGCCAGGAGGAGGGGGAGGAGCCCUGGGUCAGAGACUGGAGCGUCAAGGGGUGA